Messenger RNA from Lactuca virosa, 1092 nucleotides. The record is from the annotation of a GenBank genome assembly. Lineage: Eukaryota; Viridiplantae; Streptophyta; Magnoliopsida; Asterales; Asteraceae.
AUGACUUGCAACCACAAGUGGAGAUCAUACAAGAAGAGGCUUAAAAAUAAUUUAUUGACCAAUGAGAAUGAGAGAAAUCCACUUGAAACCUACUUAUAUUUGGAGAAGACUGCAUUGCAAAAAUUUAAGGAAAGGAUAUCAUCAAAGGAAUUCCAGGAUAUAAGUGAGAAAGCAAAGAUGAGUUCAAUGUGUAAUACGAAUCCAGCCCGAGUAGGCCCACAUGGUUAUCGGGGCAACAAACCUAAGUGGGAACAAGAGAAGGCAUCGGGUGAGCUACCGCCACAGUUGUAUGAGAUAAAAAGCGAGCGUUCAUUAGAUUAUGUGUUGGGGAGAAGAUCUAAAAAUGAGUUAGGGUCAAAAAUAAUACCACCUAACAUGGAACCCAUAGUAAAAAAGCUUAUACAUGUUCAAAAAGAAAUAUCCAACAGUGAUUUGUUGCCGGGUCCCGGAGAGGAUUUCUUGACUUUGGCAAUAGGACUGGAGCACCCCGGUCGCACUAGGGCGGUGGGGCAUGAUAUUGGCUUAAGAAAGGGGAUGCAAGGACUUGAAAAAAAAGAGGAAAGCCGUGGACAAAGAAGUUGUUAGAACAACAAAGCAAGGCGCCAUCACAACAACAAAUUCAGACCACAAGUGCGCGACCAUCAACCACAAAGGCUGUUAUGGAAAAAAAACAUGCCUAACCAAAAGAUCAACAAACCAAGGCCAAUAGAAUCACUUCGUGACCUUUUGAAGACCAACCUAGUGGUUCAUGUGGUAGCCGAUGCUGGACAUCUCGAAUCUGGGGCGUUUGAUUUUUCAGUUACAUAUGAAGAAUAUUAUCGUUUGUUGAAAAAACAAACAGCUAAUUUGUCCAUCAUAACAACUUGGCAGAUCCUUCUACACUUAAUGCUUCGGAAACGUAUGGGAAAGUGUGCUUUCCUAAACCCAUAUAAGAUUCUUGGGAAAGCCUGUCAAGAAACUCCGAUUGAUGUCGUCAAUUAUCUCGUUGAUGCGAUGCAACUUCAUCAUGGAAAAUUGUUUCUUAUCGCACCAUACCUGCAAAAUUAUACAGAUGUAUCAUUUUCCCUUCAAACUUUGGUUUUCUAUAACUAG